Messenger RNA from Ipomoea triloba (trilobed morning glory), 3274 nucleotides. Its product is annotated as protein TIC110, chloroplastic. The transcript has 15 exons. Gene Ontology annotation, cellular component: TOC-TIC supercomplex I. Gene Ontology annotation, biological process: protein import into chloroplast stroma. Lineage: Eukaryota; Viridiplantae; Streptophyta; Magnoliopsida; Solanales; Convolvulaceae. The record is from RefSeq and is a predicted model, not a curated record. The coding region runs from base 1 to 3054 and encodes 1017 amino acids.
AUGAACCCUUCGCUUCUUCUCUCAACGAAUCCAUCUCCGAACCGCACAGCUCUCUUCUCCCCUUUCCUCAGCCCCGCCCCUCUCCGCCUCACCGCCGCCUCGCGCAACCGCUAUCACUUCCGCUAUCGAAUCUCCGCCGUUAGCUCCUCUUCCGAUCAGCCUUCAACGUCGAUUAGUUCUUCCGCCGGCACUGCCGCAGUUCCUGUGGAGUCGGAUGUGUUCGGAGGUAAGAGAGAGCUGUCCGGCAUCCAGGCGCUGGUGGAUUCCAUGUCGCCGCCGAUUAGAAUUGCGAGCUCGGCGAUUAUCUUCGCCGGCGCCGUCGCUGCUGGUUAUGGACUCGGAUUCCGGUUCGGCGGCUCCCGCAAUGCCGGAUUGGGCGGGGCUGUGGCGCUUGGAGCUGCCGGCGCUGGCGCGGCUUAUGCUUUGAACGCUUGUGCUCCUGAGGUUGCGGCCGUGAAUUUGCAUAAUUAUGUGGCUGGCUGUGACGACCCGGCUGCUUUGAAGAAGGAAGAUAUUGACGAUAUUGCAAACAAGUACGGUGUCAGCAAACAGCACGAGGCGUUCAAUGCAGAGCUGUGUGAUAUAUACUGCCGGUAUGUAACUGCUGUCCUUCCUCCUGGAAAUGAAGAUCUUAGAGGCGACGAAGUGGACACUAUCAUUAAAUUUAAAAAUGCAUUGGGCAUUGAUGAUCCAGAUGCAGCAGCUAUGCAUAUGGAGAUUGGUAGGCGAAUUUUCAGGCAAAGACUUGAAACUGGAGAUCGUGAUGGUGAUCUAGAACAGCGACGAGCAUUCCAGAAGCUGAUAUAUGUUUCAAAUAUUGUAUUUGGAGAUGCCUCUUCCUUCCUUUUGCCUUGGAAACGUAUGUUCAAGGUCACUGAUGCCCAGGUUGAGGUUGCUGUUCGGGACAGUGCACAAAGAUUGUAUGCUUCCAAACUUAAAUCUGUUGGCCGAGAUGUCAGUGUGGACCAACUGGUCAGUCUCAGAGAAGCACAGCUUUCGUAUCUACUUUCUGAUGAGUUUGCAGAAGGCAUGUUCAGGGAGCAUACAAGAAAGCUUGUGGAGGAAAACAUAUCAAGAGCUGUCACCAUAUUGAAGUCCAGGACAAGAGCACCCGGGGAAGCUACACGUGUCACUGAAGAGCUUGAUAAGAUUUUGGCCUUCAAUAAUUUGCUAAUCUCAUUGAAAAACCAUCCUGAUGCCAGUCGUUUUGCUAGAGGUGUUGGGCCUGUGUCUUUGUCAGGUGGGGAGUACGACAGUGAUAGAAAUUUUGAUGACUUAAAACUUCUUUACCAAGCAUAUGUAACAGAUUCUCUAGCAAGCGGUCGCAUCGAAGAACAGAAGCUCACUGCAUUAAAUCAAUUGAGGAAUAUAUUUGGUCUAGGCAAAAGAGAAGCAGGAGCAAUUACAUUAGAUGUUACUUCAAAAGUAUACCGUAAACGACUUGCUCAAGCUGUACGUACUGGUGAUUUGGCAGCUGCCGAUAGUAAAGCAGCAUAUCUUCAAAACCUUUGUGAGGAGUUGCAUUUUGAUCCACAGAAAGCAAUUGAGAUUCAUCAAGAUAUAUAUCGACAAAAGCUUCAGCAAGCUGUCUCUGAUGGAGAACUUAGUGAUGAGGAUGUGAAUUCAUUGGAGCAGUUACAGAUUAUGCUCUGCAUUCCCAAGCAAACUGUUGAAACAGCACAUGCUGAAAUCUGUGGUAAUUUGUUUGAAAAGGCGGUUAAGGAAGCAAUUUCUGGCGGAGUGGAUGGAUUUGAUCCUGACGUGAGGAAAGCUGUGAGAAAGGCUGCUUAUGGUUUACGCUUAACCAGGGAAGUUGCAAUGUCUAUCGCUAGUAAAGCGGUUCGGAAGAUUUUGUUAAGUUACAUUCAGCAGGCCCGAGGAGCUGAUAGCCGCACUGAAUCUGCUAAAGAACUGAAAAAGAUGAUAUUAUUUAAUAGCUUGGUUGUGACUCAACUAGUUGCUGAUAUUAAAGGUGAAGAUGAAUCAUCUGAUUCUCUGCAAGAGGAGCCUAUCAAGGAGGAAGAGAAGCAAACAUUUGAGGAAGAGGAAUGGGAAACUGUGCGAUCACUUCAGAAAGUAAAACCAAACAGGGAAAAUGUAAAAAAACAAAUUCAGACUGAGAUUACUCUGAAAGAUGACCUUCCAGACAGAGACAGAACUGAUCUGUACAAAACAUACUUGUUGUUUUGUCUAACUGGAGAAGUCAAAAUGAUGCCUUUUGGUGGCCAACUUAGAGUGAAGAGGGAUGAUGACUCUGAGUUUGUUCUAUUAAGCCAACUUGCUAGCAUCCUUGGCAUGAGCAAUAAGGAGAUUGUUGAUGUGCAUCGUGGCUUGGCUGAGCAGACAUUUAGGCAACAAGCGGAGGUGAUUUUGACCGAUGGACAGAUAACGAAGGCCAGGAUGGAGCAACUCAAUGACUUGCAGAAGAAAGUUGGCUUGCCGCCCCCUUAUGCUCAAAAGAUUAUCAAGAACAUAACAACUUCCAAGCUGUCGGGUGUCCUCGAAACUGCUGUUGGUCAGGGAAGGAUAAGUAUGAAGGAAAUUAGAGAAUUGAGGGAAGCCGGAGUUGAAAUAAACACCAUGGUCUCUGAAAGCUUACGCGAAAACCUGUUUAAAAAAGCAGUGGAUGAUAUAUUCUCAUCUGGUACUGGUGAGUUUGAUGAAGAAGAAGUGUAUGAGAAGAUGCCUGCAGAUCUGAGUAUUAAUGCUGAGAAGGCCAAAGCAGUUGUGCAGCAACUCGCACGAACUAGAUUGUCAAAUUCACUUGUUCAGGCUGUGGCACUUCUAAGGCAGAGAAACCAGAAAGGAGUGGUUUCCUCGCUCAAUAACUUGUUAGCCUGUGACAAGGUUGUACCUUCAACCCCAUUAUCAUGGGAGGUGCCCGAGGAACUUGAUGAUCUCUUCCUGAUAUAUCUUAAAAGUGACCCAGCACCCGAGAGGCUCUCGAGGUUACAAUACUUGCUGGAUAUAAGUGAUUCAAAGGCGGACACUCUAAAAGAGUUAAAGGAUAGAACAGUGCCAAACGAAGCCGAAGAGGAAGAGUUUGUUUUUUGAACCUGCCAUCACUUUAGCAGCAGAGAACUAGUGUUUGUAGGCAUGAAUUGUUUACCACCAGAUGUCAUAUCACAGUUUUGUAAUAUAACACUAGGAUGCUGUUCUUAAUUUUCACCGAUUCCUCAUUUUGCAAUUUCGUGAAGAAACAUUUAUGUUCGUUUGAAAUGGUAGAUUGUAAGGAGCCAUUGAUGUUUCAAUGUAUAAUAAAUUUUCUUGUCUA